This is a messenger RNA of Phyllostomus discolor (pale spear-nosed bat), 3293 nucleotides long. It is a transcript of the gene GOSR2, whose product is annotated as golgi SNAP receptor complex member 2. Gene Ontology annotation, molecular function: SNAP receptor activity; SNARE binding. Gene Ontology annotation, biological process: vesicle fusion; intra-Golgi vesicle-mediated transport. The record is from RefSeq and is a predicted model, not a curated record. Gene Ontology annotation, cellular component: ER to Golgi transport vesicle membrane; SNARE complex; late endosome membrane. Bases 92 to 730 code for a protein of 212 amino acids. The transcript has 6 exons. NCBI's taxonomy places the organism in Eukaryota, Metazoa, Chordata, Mammalia, Chiroptera, Phyllostomidae.
AGGGUCCUGAAACCGGAAGCCGAAAGCCGGAAGGAGCGCUGUGAGGACGUGUUCGGAGGAAGUAGGAGCCGGACCCUGCAGGGGCCGCGUCAUGGAACAGCUGUACCAGCAAACUCACAAGCAGGUCCACCAGAUCCAGUCUCACAUGGGACGCCUGGAGUCGGCAGACAAGCAGUCUGUGCACUUAGUAGAAAAUGAAAUCCAAGCAAGCAUAGACCAGAUAUUCAGCCAUCUCGAACGCCUGGAAAUCCUGUCGAGCAAGGAGCCCCCCAACAAGAGACCAAACGCCAAACUUCGUGUUGACCAGUUAAAAUAUGAUGUCCAGCAUCUGCAGACAGCUCUCAGAAACUUCCAGCAUCGGCGAUACGCAAGGGAGCAGCAGGAGAGGCAGCGGGAGGAACUUCUGUCUCGCACCUUCACCACCAACGACUCUGACACUGCCAUACCAAUGGACGAAUCACUGCAGUUUAACUCCUCCCUCCAGAAAAUUCACCACGGCAUGGAUGACCUCAUUGGAGGCGGGCACAGUAUUCUGGAGGGACUGAGGGCCCAGAGAAUGACCUUGAAGGGGACUCAGAAGAGGAUCCUUGACAUCGCCAACAUGCUGGGCUUGUCCAACACAGUGAUGCGACUCAUCGAGAAGCGGGCUUUCCAGGACAAGUACUUAAUGAUCGGUGGGAUGCUGCUCACCUGUGUGGUCAUGUUCCUCGUGGUGCAGUACUUGACAUGAGUCAGCUAAGCCCGGCAGCUGCCCAGCAUUCCCACUGCGUGAGUGUGUGUGUGUGUGUGUGUGUGUGAGAGAGAGAGAGAAACAGAGAGAGAGAGAGUACGUGAGGGAGACUGGGAGGACCAGAGGCCACAUUUCGCCAUAUGUGUUCAUCGUAACUGUGAAAACCACUCCGAAGUCAUUGUGAACUGUAACCUAGGGAGACUUUCAAGCCUGCUCUGUUUUCCGAGGCAUCCUGGAGGGGAAGCUAGUGCUGCCAAGCUCGUGUGUUCUCUCUCACUCUCAGUGUCUCUGGGGGAGGAAGUGAUGGAAGGGUACGGGAUGAAGCAGGAAGUGAAAAGAACGAUUUUGGUGGUUUUGUCCACAUGGCGGAUGCGUGCCCCAGGAAGGCUUUAACGGUGACCCUUAUGGACAGGACUGUCCACACUGUGUCAUUAUCCAGCCCUCUGGCUCCUAAUGGUGAGCCUGGAGCAGAAGCAAAAAGAAGAAGGGGAAAGAAGUCUUUUCCUGCAUCCAUUAUAGUAAAUGGACUCACAUGCUCUUGCUACUAGCCACCGCCCCACCCCUUCAAAUGACAAGCAGAUGACUGAGUGCCCACCCGUGUUGCCCUUCCCCGGAAGCAGCUACCUAGAGGAAACAGGCAUUGCUGCGGCUGCGGAUGAGCAAGAGUUUCCACGUUACCGCUGUUGGGUGUUCCUUCUUUCCAAAGUGAGGCCACCAUUAUUUUCUGGGCACAUUCAGUCUUGAGAGUAAAGACCUUAGUUACCAAUUUUUUGGUUUUUUGGUAGUUAAUAGAAUGGUUGGCUUUUAAGGUUCCAAGACUGUAGCCUGGUGCCCAUGCCCAGGCUUUGUGGGGCGUUUGCCCCAUAGAAAGUACUGUGAGCAAAGGGAAGUGAUCUGUCAGUUUAGUCUCAUUUCCAAUUUUAGCAUCUCUGAUUCUUUGGCUUUCUUCCCUUCCCUUGAAAUACAUUAACAGCUGCCAGCCAAGCCCCGAUUGCUCCCAGCCAGUGUGGGCAGAUGCCACGCUAAAACCGUCUCCGGUGUCCUUGUGAGACUGUCUUUCCAGGGCCCAGGACUUUCUUCCUUCUCCAACCAACCCUGGAUUGAGACUGUACAUUACCUGGUGUAUCGUGGAAUUCAUUGUGAAGCUAGUCUCUAUUUGGAUUGAUUGCUGAAAGUAUCAGAAAGACCUGGUUAGCAUAUUUUUUUUAUCAGUCACAGGCCUUUCUAGCUCUAUGGCAAUAGCCUUAUGGCAAGACAUGAACUAGCACUCAGAAUGUUCCAGAAAAACUGGAAACCUGGUCAGUAUUACUCCACCUUUGUCUUGCUCCACCAGCUGUCUUUAUUUCUUGUCACUUGGACUGUCUUCCGUUGCCCUUCCCUUUCCUGUGUACUCCAUCCCACCUCCCUCACUGCCCUGCCACCUGCUUCUGUGCUGUGCUGGUCUCCAGCCACAUCUGUGACACAGAUCCCCUUUUGGUAAAUGUUUCUUACUAGUCCUGGAUUUCCUGGGUACUGAUUUCACGCUUUUGGUGGAAUCUCUGUUGCUCUGGGCCCUGGGUUUCCAAGGAGAGGGGAAUCUGUGACCCCUUCCUAAAAGGACUGAGGACCUGACAGAAUGACAGUGGUGGCCUGGAGGGUGGAGAGAGGGGUUGGGGCAUUGUCAGACCUAGAUCUGAUUUUAGGGAGGUACAGUUAGAAACUUCCCUCCACCCGCCACCCCUGCCAUCCUGGGGACCUGGCACAGGGCUCGCAGCAGUCCAUACAACGGGGUUUUGAACUGCACAGACCUGGCUGUCCUAUCUCCUUGAAGAUCUUGCCAGACUAUGUACUUUGGAGGAGGGUGUACAAGGAGCAGCUAAGCCAGUUGGACUUAAACUCUGGGAAACCAACACUGCCCCCCCCCUUCCAUUGUCUGAUGUGACAUCCAUCCAUUUGUGGUCACACCACUGCAUUUCCACGUUUUAUGGUGAUUGUUGGCUUUGAUGAACGAGGAGUAAGGCCUUCCCCCUCCUUCAGAGCCACUCCCUCCUUUGUAAUAAAAAUUGUGGAGGCAUUUUCUAGCUCUUUACCAUCCUGGGCUAGGAAACAGCAGCCACAGUGUGUCUGUGAGAAACCCACUUUGGCCUGAGUGCUCGCUCUCCACAGUCCCCUGAGUGUAGGGAACAGUCCUGGGCCAGGGGAGGAGCGCCUCCUAGUGGAUCCGAGGUGAAUUAUCACAUUGAGCUGGUACAAGGAUCUCCAGUUGGCAGCCUCUGUGACCUUGUGCAGGCUGUUGGUACAAGUUUACCUUUUGAGGUUUGAGAUGGGUGGGUUGUCAAGGAACUUGGGAAUAUCUUCUUUCUGUGGAAUGUAUUUGUGUGACCACCUUAAGAAACACCAAAUUCAAAGGCCAAGUAAGUAGGAGAGUGCAUAGGCUUGAUUUGCAUAGGCUUCAUUGCUGGGUUUUGCCCUAAGUCCUUUGCCCUGAUGACUUAAAUGGGUUUGGUCUGCAAAUUUGGACUUGAACCCAUUGUUUCGGAAACACAGCAGUUGAAUAAAGUUGAGAUUUAUUUUAUUUAGCAUA